AUGCAUCAACCUCUGGGUUUUCGUGUUCCUACUCGUCCUGAUCAUGUUUGUCUUCUUCGUAAAUCUCUUUAUUGUCUCAAACAGGCUCCUCGUGCUUGGUACCACCGGUUUGCCACUUUUGCGACUACUAUUGGUUUUUCUAACAGCAUCUUUGAUAAUUCUCUUUUUGUUAACUGUCAUGGUCCUGAUAUUGCUUAUCUGUUGUUAUAUGUGCAUGAUAUUAUUCUUACGGCUUCUUCUGAUUUACUCCGUGAGUCUCUUAUGUCUAAAUUUAGCUAUGAGUUUGCUAUGAAGGAUUUGGGUCCUCUUAAUUAUUUUUUGGGUAUUGCUGUUAAUCGUACAUCUACGGGCCUCUUUCUCUCUCAACAGCGGUAUGCCUCUGAAAUUCUUGAAAAGGUUGGCAUGUCUCAAUGUAAACAUUUUGCUACCUUCGGCAAACUUUGCGCUAAUGCUGGUUCUUCUUGUGAUGAUCCUACAUUGUAUCGUAGUCUGGCUGGUGCUUUGCAGUAUCUUACUUUCACCCGCCCAGAUAUUUCAUAUGUUGUUCAGCAGGUUUGCCUUUAUAUGUAUGAUCCUAGAUUUGAACAUAUGACUGCUAUUCACUGCAUUCUUCGCUAUGUCAAAGGUACUAUUCACUAUGGUCUGCAGUUGUAUCGUUCUAAUCUUUCGACUCUUUUGUCCUAUACCGAUGCUGAUUGGGGUGGAUGUCCUGACACUCGCCGCUCUACUUCUGGUUACCGUGUUUUUCUGGGUGAUAAUUUAAUUUCUUGGUCCGCUAAACGACAGCCUACUGUUUCCAAAUCUAGUGCUGAGGCUGAAUAUCGUUGUGUUGCUAAUGCUGUUUCUGAAACUUGUUGGAUCCACAAUUUACUUCUUGAGCUUCACUGUCCUAUUACUACAACUACUCUUGUUUAUUGGGACAAUGUUAGUGCCGUCUAUUUGGCUAGUAAUCCAGUGCAUCACCAGCGCACUAAACACAUUGAGAUCGACAUUCACUUUGUUCGUGAAAAAGUUAAACGUGGUGAUGUUCGGGUGCUUCAUGUUCCAACUCGUUAUCAGAUCGCUGACAUUUUCACCAAAGGUCUUCCUCAAGUAUUAUUUGAUGAUUUUCGUUCCAGUUUCAGCGUCUGUCAACCCCCGAUUUGA
Messenger RNA from Amaranthus tricolor (Joseph's coat), 1146 nucleotides. RefSeq lists its product as uncharacterized. NCBI's taxonomy places the organism in Eukaryota, Viridiplantae, Streptophyta, Magnoliopsida, Caryophyllales, Amaranthaceae. The transcript has a single exon. The coding region runs from base 1 to 1146 and encodes 381 amino acids. The record is from RefSeq and is a predicted model, not a curated record.